Bombyx mandarina (wild silkworm) is the source of this 1318-nucleotide messenger RNA. RefSeq names its product enoyl-CoA hydratase domain-containing protein 2, mitochondrial. Gene Ontology annotation, molecular function: catalytic activity. NCBI's taxonomy places the organism in Eukaryota, Metazoa, Arthropoda, Insecta, Lepidoptera, Bombycidae. The record is from RefSeq and is a predicted model, not a curated record. Gene Ontology annotation, cellular component: mitochondrion. Gene Ontology annotation, biological process: fatty acid beta-oxidation.
UUUCAAUUUGAUAAGAAGUGAACUUAUGUUGAUAAGAUAAUUUUGCUAAUUAAACUACAGGUUAUUGUUAACUGUGAUUACUGUAAUUAUAAAUACCAUUAGUAUAUUGCGAAAAUGUUAUUAAGUAAAUUAAAAUUGAGAUCCUUCAUUGUUAGAGUUGUAAAUUCCCGAAAUCUAGCAACAAAGAUACAACAACUGAACGAAAAUGUGAAUCCUGUUGUAUUUGAGAAACUUACUGGGGUAGAUAAGGGUAUCGCAUUAUGCGGUCUCAACAGCCCUAAAGACAGGAACGCACUCGGAUUUACCCUCAUAGAUGCGAUGCGCGAGGUCAACCAGAUCAUUCGAGAAGAUACCAAACUGUCUGUUGUUAUCUUUCAUAGUAUGGUUCCGGGGAUUUUCUGCGCUGGAGCUAACCUAAAAGAACGCUUAAAAAUGUCCGAUGAAGAGGUAGCCAAAUUCGUUCGAGGGCUUAGAGAAACUUUUAUUGAAAUCGAAGACUUGCCCAUGCCAACCAUAGCUGCUGUGGAAGGAGUGGCUGUUGGUGGAGGGUUGGAAUUAGCCUUGGCAUGUGACAUCAGGAUAGCAGCAGAUACUGCUAAACUAGGUCUUGUCGAGACUGGUAGAGGUCUUAUUCCCGGUGCUGGAGGUACCCAGAGACUACCAAGAACUAUUCAGGUACCAAUUGCUAAAGAGUUGAUAUUUACAUCAAGAAUUGUUAGUGGAAAGGAAGCUAAAGCAUUAGGCAUAGUGAAUCAUGUGGUCGCACAAGACACUGCAAACAAAGCAGCCUUUGAGAAGGCCUUGAGCAUUGCACGAGAAAUCAUCCCGAAUGCCCCCAUAGCCCUCCGUUGUGCAAAACAAGCUAUCAGUGAAGGCAUACAGCUGAGUAUCAAGGAUGGUUAUGAGAUAGAACAGAAAUGCUACGAAAUAAAUAUUCCAACUAAAGACAGACAGGAAGGCAUGAUUUCAUUUAUGGAAAAAAGAAAACCUGUUUAUGAGGGACAUUAGCUAACAUUUUUUUAAAAGAAAUUUAUCAAUACUUAUUCAAACUCUUCAAUUUGUUUACAUGUUGACUAUUGAUACAAUUUUAAAUUGUUUUUAUUUUUUUAUAACUUAAAAAUAUAUAAUUUGUUACUAAAUGUUUAUAAAUAUAACUUUGUUAAUUUUAAAUGAAACUAUUUUCAUAUUAUAGCAUUCACAAAUCUAUCAAUGUGUUAGAUCUACCUAGAAUUUUAACCUAAUAGUGAUAACUACAUUGUCUCAAAGUGAUUUAUUUAUUUACAUUGUACAUAAAAUUUUACUAGAAUUUGUUGGUUAA